AUGAAAAGUGUCAAAUUCAUUUUUUUUAUGUGAAAUCAAAAUAUUACUAAUUAAUUUUAUUUAGAUUUGUUAUUAACACAAAAAAAAAACAAAAAAAAAAUUGUACAAUUUAGUCAAUAUACUUAAGUUUUAAAGUAAAUUACAAGGCAUGAAUUUGAAUGAUUUUGGAAAAAUUUAGGGAAAAGAUUUAAAGUUUUAUUAAUACAAAUAAAUAAAAAAAAAGAAGAAUCAGUAAAAUUUUAAAUAUGACGGAUAACGAAAGGGAAACAUAUUUUGAUAGAACACCAGGAAACCAGAACGGAAUUGUGCAACCUUUGUUAACUGAUUUAUAUCAGAUAACUAUGGCUUAUGCUUACUGGAAAUCUGGAAAAAUUGAUGAUUAUAGCGUUUUUGAUCUAUUUUUUCGAUCAAAUCCAUUUCAUGGGGAAUUUACAAUAUUUGCUGGUCUUGAAGAAUGUCUAAAAUUUUUAGAUAAUUUUCAUUAUUCAGAUAGUGAUAUAUGCUACUUAAAACGGACUUUGCCCGAAAGCAUUGAAGAUGAAUUUUUUGAGUACUUAAGAAAUUUAACUGCGAAAGAUGUAACACUUUAUGCUAUUGAUGAAGGACAGGUUGUGUUUCCAAGGGUUCCUUUAAUUAAAAUUGAAGGUCCUUUAAUUUCAGUUCAACUAUUAGAAACAACACUUUUAACUCUGGUUAAUUAUGCAAGUUUAAUGGCUACAAAUGCAGCACGUUAUCGUAUGGUAGCUGGUAAGAAUGUUAAAUUAUUAGAAUUUGGAUUAAGAAGGGCACAAGGACCAGACGGUGGUUUAUCAGCUUCAAAAUACUCUUAUAUUGGCGGCUUUGAUGGUACAUCUAAUGUUUUGGCGGGUAAACUUUUUAAUAUUCCAGUAAAAGGAACUCAUGCUCACGCUUAUAUUACUUCUUUUACUGGAAUCUCUGAAUUAAAAACAAGAAUUUUAAAUCAUAGAACAACAGGUCUACCAAUUGAUUUAUUAGAUCUUGCAAUCAAUCAUCGGCAAGCUUUAUCACAGUUACUAGAUAUUUCACCGGAAGAAUCAAGUGAAGGUGAAUUAGCAGCAAUGGUCUCUUUCGCUAUUGCAUUUCCUGAUGGAUUUAUGGCACUUGUUGAUACAUAUGAUGUGAAAAGUUUAUGUGAUGAGACAGUGGUUGCUAAUACCCCAAAUAAUGGGAAAUUUAUAAAAAAAAAUGGAACAACACAAGCAAGUGAGACACAAUUAAUGAGUACAAUUGAUUUAUCAAAUAAUUAUAACAAAAUUGAUAUUACAAAUGAUAGUAGUAAUAAAAGUAGUAGUGAUAACAAAAAUAAUAGUAAUGAUAAAUGUAACAUAAAUAUUGAUAAUAACGGAAGUAGUGUAAGUAAUAAAGCAAUAUCGACCUUUAUACCAUCAGUGAAUGGAAAUAAAGAUCUUUCGAUUAAUGGAACAAAUAAAAAAAGGAGACGUUAUAAUACUUCUACUUUACAACAAAGUACAAACAAUAAAACAAGUACAAAUGGAUUUUCUUCCAACAUCAUUCCCAAUUUGGUUUCAAAUAAUAGAACGACUAAUGAUUUGCUAAAAACCGCUGGGAAGUCAUACAGAAGUGGUUUACUAAAUUUUUGUGCUGUAGCUUUAGCUCUAAAUGAUUUAGAUUAUCGAGCUAUUGGAAUUCGCAUUGAUUCUGGUGAUUUAGCAUAUUUAUCGUGUUUGGCUCGUGAUUCGUUUGGAAAAGUUGCCGAAAAAUUUCAAAUUCCAUGGUUUAAUACAUUAACAAUUGUAGCAUCAAACGAUAUUAACGAAGAUACAAUUUUAAGUUUGAAUGAACAAGGCCAUAAGAUAGAUUGUUUUGGUAUUGGAACACAUUUAGUAACUUGCCAAAGACAGCCAGCUUUAGGUUGUGUAUUUAAAUUGGUCGAAAUAAAUGGUCAUGCCAGAAUUAAGCUGAGUCAAGAUGUUGAAAAAGUUACAAUGCCCGGUAACAAAAAUGCAUAUAGAUUAUAUAGCGCUGAUGGCCAUGCUUUAAUUGAUUUAUUACAAAAAGUCAGUGAAUCACCUCCUGAAGUGGGACAAAAGGUAUUAUGUCGACAUCCAUUCCAAGAAUCAAAACGGGCUUACGUAAUUCCAAGUAUAGUUGAACCUUUAUAUAAGCUUUAUUGGAAAAAUGGACGUAUACAUCAGAAACUUCCAACUUUGGAUGAAGUACGUGAAAAAGUUCAAUCUUCACUAAAAACAUUAAGGAAUGAUCAUAAAAGAACUUUAAAUCCAACCCCGUACAAAGUUGCAGUCAGUGAUAACUUAUAUAAUUUUAUUCAUGAUUUAUGGCUCAAGAAUGCGCCCAUAGGUGAACUUUCAUGAUCCAUAUAAAAAAUUAAUCAAGUAUUAAUUUUUUAAUAUAUCCUUUGCUGUUUACUAAUGAAAUUGUACAUAAAGUAAAAAUGGUAAAAAUAGGGAAAUGGAAAAUUUUAAACACUUUUUUUUUUUUUUUUAGUAAGUGAACAAAAACAUUUGUUCCUUUUUGAAGUUUCACUUUAAAAAAUUUUAAAUAUUUAUUUUUAUAAUGUUUUAAAACUUAAUUGUUAUUAAGAUCAAAUUGAUAUAUUUUUGUAACCAUGAUACUUUUAGCACCUACCAACGAGUUCUUAGUUCAAGAAACUCAAUAUAGUGUUGGUUUUUUAAAAUAGCUUCCAACAACGAUAUUAAUACAUACAUAGUUACUUUUAUCUAUAGAACAAAACUUUCCUAUUAAAAUUACUCCAAAACAAAAUUUUUAAAACCCACUUUGUAUUGUCAAGCACAAUUUUUUAAUUAUUAACUAU
This is a messenger RNA of Condylostylus longicornis, 2815 nucleotides long. It is a transcript of the gene Naprt, whose product is annotated as nicotinate phosphoribosyltransferase. The record is from RefSeq and is a predicted model, not a curated record. Gene Ontology annotation, molecular function: nicotinate phosphoribosyltransferase activity. Gene Ontology annotation, biological process: NAD+ biosynthetic process. Lineage: Eukaryota; Metazoa; Arthropoda; Insecta; Diptera; Dolichopodidae. The transcript is spliced from 12 exons. Bases 246 to 2354 code for a protein of 702 amino acids.